AUGAUACUGUUUGUUGAGCGAGGUAUACGUGGUGGACUUAGUCAAUGUUCUCACAGGUACGCGUGCGCAAAUAAUAAAUAUUUACCCUCGUACAAUCCAUCGAAAGUUUCCACGUAUUUAAUGUAUUUUGAUGUUAACAAUUGGCAAUUGGACGUAAGUUCCAUUCCAAUAGACGAUCCGACCGGAUAUCUCCUGAACGUUGAUUUGAAGUAUCCGUGUGAAAUUCACGACGUACAUGCAGAUCUUCCGUUCUGUCCGAAUCACGAGAAGGCAAACGUGGGAGGAAUUAAAUUACUAGCCACGCUCAAUGAUGAAGUACGAUACGUGAUACAUUAUCGGUAUCUGCAACAGUGUUUGAAGCACGGGUUAAAACUGCUUAAGAUACAUCACGUUCUGCAAUUCGAUUAG
Dufourea novaeangliae is the source of this 408-nucleotide messenger RNA. RefSeq lists its product as uncharacterized. The record is from RefSeq and is a predicted model, not a curated record. Lineage: Eukaryota; Metazoa; Arthropoda; Insecta; Hymenoptera; Halictidae.